AUGCAUCACUUCUCUGACUCCAAAUCAAAUCUAAACAUGCCCAGGUCCCCUCCAGCAGCUGACUCAUACCAGCAGGGCUGCAUCAGGAUGACCCUGGAGAACGCUGAUCUCUGGAAGUCCUUCCACAGCAUUGGAACAGAGAUGAUUAUUACAAAGCAUGGACGGAGAAUGUUUCCACACUGCAGUGUCGGUCUAUCUGGGCUCCAACCUUUUGCCAAUUAUGUCAUCAUGAUGGAUAUGGUUCCUGUAGACGGCUUCAAAUACAAGUGGAAAAAGGAACAGUGGGAGGUAACUGGGAAGGCAGAGCCCCAGCCCCCAUGUCGGACAUACAUGCACCCAGACUCCCCUGCCACGGGAAGUCACUGGAUGAAGCAGUCGUUGUCUUUCCUCAAGGUGAAGCUCACCAACAACACUUUGGAUCAGCACGGUCAUAUCAUCUUGCACUCCAUGCAUCGCUACUACCCGAGGUUUCAUGUGAUACAAGCAGACAGCCCUUACACUGUCCGCUGGGGCCCCUUUCAGACCUUCUCCUUCCCAGAGACAGCCUUCACCGCAGUGACCGCUUACCAAAACCCAAAGAUCACUAAAUUGAAGAUUGACCACAACCCUUUUGCUAAGGGAUUCAGGGAGGGAGGCACCCAUUCCCACAGCAAAAGGUGUCGUUCAAAUAGAAGCCCUCCUGCAAAGAGAGCCACACUGGACAGGAAAGCUCUUUGUAGCAGUCCUCCAGACCUGCAGAGGAUGCCCUCCACCUCUCAGUCAGUGCAGGCGGAGAAGAAUCCGGCCUCCACACAGCAGCCACCGAAGGGGGGGCCCCUUUCAGCCUGGGCUCUGGAGCAGGACCCAUCUGAGAGUCUACAUGCUGAGCCCCUGGAGCUGCAUGAGUAUGACUACAGCUGUGAAGAACAGAUGGUGCCUGCAUCCGUGGCAUACCAGCCCUACAGGUCUGAUUUAAGAUCCGUGGAGUACUCCAGAUUUCCAUUCCCUACCAGUGAUGUAGAUGCAGUGCACACCCUCGUCCACCCUCAACCUCACCCACCUGCCACAGCGGAACAUGGCGUCCAACAACACGCCUACCACCAUCAUCAGCACCACCACCACGGCAAUGCAGCAGACUGGAGCCAGUACCCGCUCUUCUCGUACUCCUGUUGGUGA
Messenger RNA from Xiphias gladius (swordfish), 1155 nucleotides. Its product is annotated as T-box-containing protein TBX6L-like. The record is from RefSeq and is a predicted model, not a curated record. Gene Ontology annotation, cellular component: nucleus. The coding region runs from base 1 to 1155 and encodes 384 amino acids. The transcript has 9 exons. Gene Ontology annotation, molecular function: DNA-binding transcription factor activity, RNA polymerase II-specific; RNA polymerase II cis-regulatory region sequence-specific DNA binding. Gene Ontology annotation, biological process: pattern specification process; cell fate specification; positive regulation of DNA-templated transcription. NCBI's taxonomy places the organism in Eukaryota, Metazoa, Chordata, Actinopteri, Istiophoriformes, Xiphiidae.